UUCACUCCCUUCACCAUGGGAAACAUGAAGGUGCAUCAGUUGGCAGGUGGAUUCUUGGAGCACGAACCAUCUCUCUCCCUUGGAUUUAAGCGGUUACGCCCUCUCGCAUCCAAGCUGCACCACCACCACCACCAGCCCUCCUCCACUGAUACCGUCUCCUCCUUCGACCUCAAGAGCUUCAUUAGACCAGACAGUGGCCCUAGAAAGCUUGGCCCCUCUGACCAUAAACGUGAUUCUCUUCAGGUGGAAACACACCCUGGAGGUACGCGGUGGAAUCCUACCCAAGAACAGAUAGGGAUUUUGGAGAUGCUGUAUAGAGGUGGGAUGCGAACUCCAAAUGCACAACAAAUAGAACAAAUCACUGCGCAGCUAGGAAAGUAUGGCAAGAUCGAAGGCAAGAACGUUUUCUACUGGUUCCAAAACCACAAAGCACGCGAGAGACAAAAGAUGAAGCGCAGCAGCCUUGGCCUUGGCCAUUGUGCGAGAAACUCACCUCCCUUAACUAGCAUAACUUUGGAUACUAGGGUGGAAAUAAUGGAAAGAUCAGAUGAUGAUAGUCCAUAUAAGCGGAAGUGCAAAAGCUGGUCGUUUGAAUACUUGGAAGAAGACAGCAGAUCGCCAUGUAAAGAGAAGGAAAAUAGAACUCUGGAGCUAUUCCCGUUGCACCCAGAAGGCAGAUGAAGGGGUCUGAAAGUAGAAAAAAGAAAUGCAAACCCAAUUACCAAAAAGACAAAAAAAAAAACUGCUAGAUAACCAAAACUCCGUUCCCAUUAUGAUAUGCUUUGAAGAAGAUGAUGAUGAAAUGUGGUAGCUUUUUCUUUCUUUUUUUCUUCUUUUGUUUCGGGAAAGAAGAAAGACAAAGAUGUCUCUCCUCAACUCUACUGCUUAUUUAUUCCUGACUUAAAACCAAAGCAGAUUUAUG
Hibiscus syriacus is the source of this 922-nucleotide messenger RNA. RefSeq names its product WUSCHEL-related homeobox 4-like. Lineage: Eukaryota; Viridiplantae; Streptophyta; Magnoliopsida; Malvales; Malvaceae. The record is from RefSeq and is a predicted model, not a curated record. Gene Ontology annotation, biological process: procambium histogenesis; phloem or xylem histogenesis; cell division. The transcript is spliced from 3 exons. Bases 16 to 681 code for a protein of 221 amino acids. Gene Ontology annotation, cellular component: nucleus. Gene Ontology annotation, molecular function: DNA binding; DNA-binding transcription factor activity.